Messenger RNA from Leucoraja erinaceus (little skate), 2898 nucleotides. RefSeq names its product MPN domain containing (gene mpnd). The transcript is spliced from 13 exons. Gene Ontology annotation, biological process: double-strand break repair. Gene Ontology annotation, cellular component: BRCA1-A complex; BRISC complex. The record is from RefSeq and is a predicted model, not a curated record. Bases 1 to 1509 code for a protein of 502 amino acids. Gene Ontology annotation, molecular function: polyubiquitin modification-dependent protein binding; metallopeptidase activity. NCBI's taxonomy places the organism in Eukaryota, Metazoa, Chordata, Chondrichthyes, Rajiformes, Rajidae.
AUGAAAUUAAAUGAAAUUAAUCUGGCAGCUUCAGACCCGUCCUCACCCGUGGUGGAAGAGGGAGUUGAAGACGAGGAGGAUGAAGUGGACAUGAACAUGGAAGAGGCUGAGAAUGGGACCGCUGGAAAAAUCCACACUUCCCGCGGGACCUUGCUCACUCGCCGUGGGAUUACGUUGCGCGUGCUCCUUAAAGACAAAGUUAUCCAGGCUGGAGAAGGGCUGCUCUCUAUUCACUAUUUAGGAAAGACAUUUGUGGGAGAUCUGCUUCCUGAUGGGAAGAUCAGGUGGCAGGAAACCAACCAGAUCUUCAACUCUCCCAGUGCAUGGGCCACACAUUGCAAAAAACUCGUCAACCCGGCCAAGAAGUCAGGCUGUGGCUGGGCCUCCGUGAAGUACAAAGGGCAGAAGCUUGAUCAGUACAAGACCAUGUGGCUGAGGGAGCAGCAGCAGCAGCCACUGCAGACCAUGGAAACAAAUUUGGCCAGUGAAGGAGAAGAUGAGGACAUUCAUGAAGAGGAAGACGUUGAGAACCGUGGCAGGAAGAACUCUAAACUGAACAAUCAGGUUAAGAAGGUGGAAGAAGAGAACAAGAAGCUGCAAACUAAAAGCCCUCAGGACUCCACUCUGAGAGAUAAUGGACACAGCGUGAAGAAACCUGUCAAAGACCUAGGUCCUGUUCGAUAUUCUGAGAUCGGGAGCAGAGAUUCUGGAAGGGAUCCUUGCACACUUGUUGAACUUGCAUCGUUCAUAUCUGUGAACAAGUUCCAGCCCUUCAAUGUUGCAAUUUCAAGCAACGUGCUACUAUUGGUGGAUUUUCAUUGCCACCUGACAACCAGUGAGGUAGUUGGCUACCUUGGAGGAAGGUGGGACACAAGCACACAACAGUCCAGUUCCCUGCUGACUGAUGUGUAUGUUUUGACAGUAUUGACAAUUCUCCGAGCUUUCCCAUGUCGAAUCCGGCUCUCUGACAAGGAUUCUGCCUCUGCAGUUGAAGAAGAGAUUUGCCAGAGUCUAUUCCUACGGGGAUUAUCGCUGGUUGGUUGGUACCACAGUCACCCAUACGCAAGACCCCUGCCCUCUCUACAAGACAUCGAUUCUCAGAUGGACUACCAGUUAAAACUGCAAGGAACCACUAACAGCUUCCAGCCGUGUCUAGCCCUGAUCUGUGGUCCUUAUCAUCAAGGAAGCAGCAAUUUGGAAUCAAAAAUGUCUCCAUUUUGGGUUCUUCCUCCGCCAGAGCAAAAGCCCAAUGAUUAUGGCAUGCCGAUGGAAGUAGAGAUGACCUACGUGCAGGAUACAUUUCUGACCUCUGAUGUCCUUCAUGAAAUGAUGCUGCUCCUGGAGUAUUACAAAACCGCUUCAGACAUUGUAAAGUUCAAAGACAAAUGGAAUGAGCAGACAACAUAUUUAGACAAAGUUAAAGGUUCCUUGGCCAAUAAAACACCAAAGGACCAAAGUUCUUUUAAAGUUCUGGAACACAUUUAUAAUCAGCUGGAGGCCUGCAGUUAGUUAACCUCAGAUGGACCGUUGGCAACACUGAAAAGGAAUAAAACUGGAAAAAAAAAGAGCAGGAACUGAGAAUGGUGAAUGCGGAAAGACGUCACCAAAUGUGAUUGUUUAGUGUUUUCUGUUUUGAAUAGUUUUUUGUGAUAGAGACAAAAAGCAAAGAUUGAGACCAGUUCAAGAUUGUGGCUGGUGGGUGUCUAACCAUGAUGAGAUGAUGGUGAGCAUUGAGACAACAAAAUGCUGAGAUCCUCAGUGAUACUACAGUCACGUAAUGUAUUGUAGAAAUAUGGGGAGUGAUUUAUUUAAUCCCUAUUCCUUUCGUGCUACCGUCCUGUGUCUUGUACUUCUGCGUGCCUGCAGGUUGAGUUGGAAACGCAUUGAUGAAUUGGAUGAAGAGGUUAAAGCUCGCUUGUUGAAGGGUGCUGGGGACAGGGCAGGAGCCGCAAGCCAAGAUAUUUACAUAGUAGUAGUUACUGGCAUUCGGGUGGGAUGGGCUGGGGAGAAUUGCCUGCAUUGUUCUAAAAGUUGGAGUGGUAGAGUUGUUUAGUAUUUUAAAAAAGACUUAGACAUCUGCAUGGUUUAAACUAAUGUUGAAUUACAUCUACAACUGUCAGCAUAGCCAGGAGGGAGUUUUCCUAUAUUUGUUCUUUCGCACUGUGGGCAUGGAUGAGUUCAGGACCUUCUGCAGCUGGAGAGAUAAAACACCAGCAAACCGCAACAGGAUGACGCCCAAAUAAUUGUGUGACACUAACCCAAGUCUUCCCAACUACUCCUUGCUCUCCUCUGAGCACGUCGACCUUCUAACUUAAUGUGCUCUCAUUUUAUUGACUAUUCACGUUCGCCGAUACAGACUUAAUGAACCCAGAGCACGGUGGUGCAGCGAUACAGCUGCCGCUGACUACAGAUGCUGUCCCUACGGAGAUUGUACCUUCUCCCCAUGACCGUGUGGGCUUUCUCCCGGUGCUCUACUUUCCUCCCACGCUCCAAAGACGUACACGUUUAAUUGUAGCUUAAUUGGCUUUUGGGAAAAUUGUAAAUUGUCCUAAAUGUGUAGGAUAGCGUUAGUGUUUGGGGAUCGCUGGUCGGCGCGGACUUGGUGGGCCGAAGGGCCUGUUUCCGCGCUGUAUCUCUAAACUAAACGAAAUGGUCACACUGCCAUGUGGAGAGAGGUUAGGUCUUGGAAGCUGCUUCCCUUUUCCUAUUGGAACCGCAGCAGAUUAGUCGCUUCCUAAAAGCUGGUUUCGCAUCCAUCAAGCAUCUAGCUGAGCACAGUGGCUGGGAGCAGGGAUGUGGCUGGGAGCAGCAGGACAGUGGAAGGAACAAAAGCAACAUCAUAUAUGUGGGAUGCCAGGAGUUGAGUUUAACAAUUGCUAAGUGUUGAUACACAAAAAU